AUAGACUCAGUCCUUUAAAUCAGGUCACAGACAAUGUUUUGGAUAGCUUUUACCGUAUUUUUAAUAUAUGCAGUUGCCAACAGCUCUGGUCAGCCCCCGUCCUGUCCCCACGGAUGGGUUUACAAUGAUUCAUCCUGUUACGCCUUCAUCAGUGAUUAUCCAAUGGACUGGAAUGAAGCAAUGAUGUAUUGUAGAGCCCUCCAAGCAAAACUUGUUGAAAUAGAAACAGCGAGUGAAAAUGGAUUUCUUCGGCUACAUCUACUUGACAAUAAGGCCACGGGUCAUUACUGGAUUGGAUUAAAUGAUAUUUUGUCGGAGGGAGAAUGGGUAUGGAUGUCUUAUCAACAAACACCAACGUACACAGACUGGUCCCCCGGACAACCAGACAACUAUCAACAACACGAGGAUUGUACAUUACUUUGGGGAGCUACACGUUUUCACUGGGACGAUGCAUUGUGCUCCUAUAAAGAAAAUUUCAUCUGUGAGAAAGAAUCGAGUGAAGGAAUUAACAUCGUGGGAUAAGCGAGCAAACAGAACAGCUGUUGUAUCCUUGGAACUAGUCUUAUCAAUUAAACAAGUUUAUCUUCCAAAGAGUAAAAUCUUCAUUUUCAAGUA
This is a messenger RNA of Saccostrea cuccullata (small rock oyster), 615 nucleotides long. RefSeq names its product perlucin-like protein. NCBI's taxonomy places the organism in Eukaryota, Metazoa, Mollusca, Bivalvia, Ostreida, Ostreidae. The record is from RefSeq and is a predicted model, not a curated record. Gene Ontology annotation, molecular function: signaling receptor activity. The transcript is spliced from 5 exons. The coding region runs from base 34 to 522 and encodes 162 amino acids.